AUGUUCCGAGUGAUAGUGAAAGGGGUGGCCGUAGGAGGGCAGGACAGUGACAGGGACAGCAGUCAGAGGGAUGGUAGCUCGUAUGAGGAAGAUAGCUUAUCCAAGGGGAGUGAGGAGAGUGAAGAGAGUGAGGAGAGCGAAGGGAGUGAUGUGACAGAGAGUGUGGAAGAUGGUGAUACUAUGGAGGAUAGUGAUAGUAUGGAGGGGAGUGAGGCGGUGAGCAGGAGUGCAGCGAGCAGGAGCAGAGGAGGGUACAGUGAUGAUGUUGUGCUUAUAGAGGUGGUGACUGUAACAGGGUCUCGAACCAGUGGGACCCGGGAAGACUUGUCGAGCGUGCGAGGGAUGAGUGAGAUUGGGAGUGAGAUGGGGAGGAGUGAGAUGAGUAGGAGGAAGAGAGCGGGGAGUGAGAGUAUGGGGAGUGAUACAGAUGGGACAGAGAUGGAGGCAAGUGAGUCGGGCAUGAGUGGGAGCGAGGAGAGUGGGAGUGAGGGGAGUGGGGAUGAGGAGAGUAGGAGUGAGGAGAGUGGUAGUGGAGGGAGCAGCAGGAGUGGAAGUGAUGAGAGUGAGGGGAGUGAGAGUGAGGGUAGUGAGAGUGAUGGCGAUGAGAGUGCAAGUCACAGCUCAGCAGUGUCUGGAACAUAUGACUCCCACUCCCACACCAUUCACAGAGCAGUGAGGGUUCCGAGUGGCGCUGCGUCAUUGGCGGAUGCGAUGCGGUCGCCUGGAUGGAAGAGACCCCUCACUGUGAAGGUGGGGGGUAGCUCCCAAGAGCCUAGUUCAGAGGAAGAGGAGGUGGAGGAGGAGGAGGAGGAGGAAGAGGAUGAUGAUGAGGAGGAAGGCAGUGAGGGUGUUACUGCAACUGAGGAGGAGGAGGAGGAGGAGGAGGGAAGCUCAAUUGAGGAUGAGGAUGAAGAGGAGGAGGAGGAGGAGCAGGAGGAGAGUGUGUUUACAGACAAUAGGAGCUCAGAGGGACAAGGGAGUUUAGAGAGCGACAGGAGGUCAGAAAGUGAGAGGGGAUCAGAAGGGGAAGAAGACGAAGAGGAGGAGCAGGAGGAGAGUGUGUUUACAGACGACAGGAGCUCAGAAGCAGGGCAAAGCACAGAAAGUGACAGGCGUUCAGAAGGGGAUAGGUCAGAGGGUGACAGGUCAGAGGAGGAUGGGAUGUCAGAGGGAGAGGAUGAUACCGAGGAAGAAGGAGGGGAGAGUUUUGGGAGCGAGGAGGAGGAGAGGGCGGCAAAGAUGCUUCGAGCAGAGAGCAAGAGGCGGUUUGAUGCAGUGCUCGGGCAGCUGAAGGGGCAGCUGAAGGUUCUGUCGCAGCAGGAUUCACAGGGGAGCGGGCAGUCUGAAGGCAGUGAGGGGAGUGGGGAGGGGAGUGAGGAGGGGAGUGAGGAGGGGAGUGAGGGAUUUUGGGGGUCUGAUAGGAGUGGAGUGGGUGUGGGAGAUGGGAGGAGAGAGGAGGAGGAGAGUGGGGAGGGUGAGGAGGAGUAUGAGUCGGCGAGUGAGAGAGGGGAAGAGUCGCAAGAGGAGGAUGAGUAUGGUUCCAGAAGUGCGAGUGAGAGAGAGAGUGAGAGGGAGAGUGAGAGCGAAGGAGGAAGGCACGAGGAGGAGGAGGAGGAGUGGGUGGAGGAAGAAGCAAGGGAUUCGGUUAGGAGUGGUUCGGAGGAAGCCUGGGUGCACGGCAGUGAGGAGGAACAGGAUGAUUCAGAAGAAGGGGAGGAGGAGGGGGGAGGGGGAAGGGAAGAGGAGGAGGAGGGGGAGGGGCAAAGGGAGAGGAGGAGGACGACUGGGUCUGCUGCCAGCACUCCACAGAGCACGGGAGGGUCCUCUGGAGGGUCUACCCCCCACAGUGCAAUCGCCGUUACCACUAGCGCGUCUGAUAUGGCUGGCCCUCGGCCUACAGGUGAGUUUCCCUCUCCCUUUUACCGGCCAUCAUCCCCUGGUUCUGCUUCUGCUGCGCUUGCUGCUUCUGCACCUGGAGCGCCUGUGUCUGCUUCGCCUGUGCUUGCUGCCGCACCUGCAUGUGCUUCGCCUGGCCCUGCUGCCUCUGCUGCUCCUCUUCCUCCUGCUGCUGCUGCCUCCGUUGUUGCCCCUCCUGCUGGCUCGACUGUUGCCCCUCCUGCUGCUGCCUCGGUUGUUGUCCCUCCUGCUGGCUCGGCUGUUGCCCCUCCUGCUGCCCCUCCUGCUGCCUCUGCUGCUACUGUCUUUCUUCUCCUCCUCACUACCCACCCCAUCCGUCCCAGCAUCCUCCCCCUCCUCCCCAGUAUUCCCCUUCUCCAUCCACCCCAGAGUUCUCUCCCCUUCCCUUGUCACCCCCCUGAACCCAUCCCCUCUAUCCUCCACCCAAUGGACCCACGUGCACAUCCAGUUUCCGUGCCUCCUCACACUACAACCUCUCCACCUGCCCUUACAACAGCCUCUCCCACCACCUUUGCUACAGCCGCUCCUACCACCACCCAUGCUAAAGCCUCUCAUCGCCCCCAAUUUACUGCUGCUCCCUCUCCUGCAGUCCUCCACCCUCUGGACCCACGAGCUCAGAAGCCGCUGCCAGCACAGGUGCCUAAAAAGACUCAAGGGCUUCAAGUGACUGAAGGGGACGAAAGGACUGAAGGGGCCCGGGAUGGGGUUUUCCCCGUAGGCGCUCUGGUGCAUGGAUUGUCGGCUGACUCUGAUACCAUGUCGGCUGGAUCCAGGCACGAUGCCUAUGCUGAUGCUGACGCUCCUACUCAUGCCGGCGCUGGUGUUGAUGCUGGUGCUGUUGCUGAUGCCGAUGUUGAUGAGAGUGGGAAAGGCAAGUAUGGUGGUGGUGCAGGGUUGGUCCCUCCGGCCUUAGUCCCCGGUGGUGCAGGGAGCUCUCAGGGCUCCAGCCGGCCCGAGUCAAGGGAGUCAACAGAGUCAACCAGGGCGAAUGAGUCACCUGAGAAAGCUGUAUCAACGGCAGUUGGUGCAGAAAGAGGAGGGAUGGAAAGAGGGGUGGAAAGAGGGGUGGAGAGGGGUGUGGAGAGAGGGGAAGGAGUGGUAGCGACAGAGGCAUGGGUGCUUGCAAGCAUGCGACAAAGAAAGAGGCUACAAGGAGGCUCGGAACAAGGCUCGGAUGGAGGCUUGGAAGAAGGUUUGGAGGGAGGCUUGGAAGGUGGUCAGGAUGAAAGUCCGGUACAGCUGCCUGGGAGGGGUAGUGAGUGUGGGGUAGUGGGGAGGGAGGAGAGUUUUGUGGCGGAUAGUGGUUACAAGGGGAGUGCAUUUGAGGGAGAAGGGGGUGAGGGAGAGAGAGAGGGUAGUGAAGGGGAUGCAAGGGCGAGUGAGGCGGAGAGUGUGAGUGGUAGUGGAGAAGAGAGCAGGAGCAGUGUGGGGGGGAGUGAUUAUGGGAGUGAGGCUGAGAGUGAUGUUGAGAGUGAGGGGGAAAGUGUUGAUGGAAGUGGUCUGAGCGCGGAAGGAAGUGAGGGAAGCAGUGAGGAGACAGGGAGCAGUGAGGGAGAGAGUGAGGGAGGGAGUGGGGAGAGUGAGGAGGAGAGUGGGGAGGAGAGCGGGGAGGAGAGUGAGGGUAGUGUGACGGAGACAGAUGCAGUGACCCGAUCCAGCUACUCAGGGAGUGAGGGAGAGGAGUCAGAGAAAGAGGAUGGGUCGAGCGAAGGGGAGAGUGAGAGUGGGGAGAGUGAGAGUGGGGAGAGUGAGAGUGGGGACAGUGAGAGUGGGGAGAGUGCGAGUGGAGAGAGUGAGAGUGGAGAGAGUGAGAGUGGAGUGAGUGAGAGUGAGGAACUAAGUACAGUAGGAACGAUGAGUGUGGCACGGGAGGGAGGAGCGGCGGGUUCAACAUAUGCUGAGACAGAAACCGAGGCAGAAACAGAGACAGAAGCAGAUGGGAGGAGUGAAAGGGUGGGGUUGGAGGUGGAUGGAGAGAGUGUGGUGACAGAGGAAGGGGUGCUGAUAGAGGUGGCGAGUGUGGCGAGUGUGGUGGGGAGGGGGAGUGUGGUGGGGAGGGGGAGUGUGGUGGGGAGGAGUGAGGGAGUGAGGGUAGACAGUCUGCUGAUAGAGGUGGAGAGUGUGGCUGGGGGGGAGAGUGUGGCGGGUGGAGGGAGUGUGUUUGGAGGGGAGAGUGUGGUGGGAGGAGGGAGUAUACUGGGAGAAGAAGAUGUGAUUCUUGAAGGGGGAGAAGAGGAAGCAGAGGGAGCACGCAGUAGGGAAGGAAGCGAGCCGGACAGGAGCGUGGGAAGUGAGGGAGUGGAAGAACAUGGGAGCGAGGAGAGUGAGGAAGUGGAAGAAAAUGAGAGUGAGGGGAGUGUGUGGAGCGAACAUAUCAGCGGCGGGGAGGGGUUGGGUGGUGAAAGAGGGAGUAUCGUCGGGAGUGGAAGUGAGAGAGAGGAGGCUGCGAGUGAGGGAAUGGUGAGUGUGAAGGAUGAGAGCCACUACGAGAAGCUCAGUGGUAGUGGAAGUGAAUCGGGGUCCAAAGAGGAAGUGGAAGAAGAGGAAUUGCCUGUGUCAAUGGCAGCUGAAAAAGUGACAGCAGCAGCACCUCUGAGUCUUGAUGAAAAUCUCAGUGAAGUAUCGGCAGAAUCUGAAGAGGAAGUGGAAGAAGAGGAAGUGCCUGUGUCAGUGGCAGCUGGAGAUGGCACACCAGCAGCACCUGCACUGGUAGCGGCAGCAGCAGUGGCAGUAGCACCAGUUUCAGCAGCAGUAGCAUCAGCAGCUGAGCCGGUAACAGUGGCAGCACCAGCAGAGCCAGUGGCAGUAGCAGCAGCAGUGCCUGCUACUGCAGCAGCUGCCAAGCCUGCGGAUGUGGCAAAGCCUGCUGACGUGGUGAAACCUGCUGACGUGGCACAGUCUGCUAACGUGACCAAGGCUGCUGCUGCAGCAAAGGCUGCUGACGUGUCGCUGGCAGCACUGAUGGCAAGGACACCCGACGCGAGGCCGGUGACUCCGGUGCGGCACAGGACGUGGCUGGAGGUGCUGCAGAGCCAUGCGGUGCUGUCAGAACUGAUGACGGAGCAGGACAUGGGUGCGCUGCAGUUCCUGUGCUCCGUGGACUUCUACAAGUCGCAACACAGCAUGGAUUUCCGCGUGGACUUUCUCUUUGACGCCAAUCCGUUCUUCACCAAUGAAUACCCUUUCCUCGGACAUUCCGUCAACCUCGGCAUCUCCUAUCUUUGCUCGCCUCACUCCCAUGCCUUCUGCCUCUCCUCUCAACCUGCCAGCACCCCCAUAGCAUGGCAACCAGGCAGGGACUUAACUAAGCGUCGCACGGGGUGGUUCGGCUGGGCUGCUGCCACUCUCACGCAGGGAGGGAAGGGAGGCGGUGCUGGUGCGGGUGGUGGCAGGAGCAGCUUCUUUACACUGUUUGCCUCUCGACCUGCCCUCUCUGCUUCUGAAGCCAACGAGGAGGCUGUGCGCAUGAAGAUGCUGGAGGAAGCCGCUCUCACCAAUGGUCUCCUGGACUUGCUCCGCUGGUACACUGUUAAGUCGCUGGGGGGUGGAGAGGAGGAAGAGGUGGAAGAGGAGGAAAAAGAAGAGGAGGAGGAAGAGGAGGAGGUGGAGGAGGAGACGAAGAAAGCUGGGGGAGCUGAAGCUGUAAUGACUUUGGAGACGUCUCAAAAAGCGAGUCCUGCAGGGAAGCAGGCAGAUGGCCGUCCUAGUAUCGAGGAGGAGGGAGAGAGAGUGGAAGACGGAGAGAGUGUGGCUAUGCGGCAGGAUGCGGGAGAGAGUAGGGAGGAGUUGAGAAUAGGGCGAAUGGUGGGGGGAGAGAGUAGGGAGGAGUUGAUUCAACGGGAGGUGGAAAAGAAGCAAGGAGGAGAAGAAGAGGAGGAGACAGAAGUGAGUCAAAGAGAGGAGGAAGAAGAGGGGGAAGAGGAGGAGAGUGGAAUGAUUGUAAAGGACCAAGGCACGUUUGAAAGGGAUGGGGAGAUGGAGAGGGUAGGAAGGAGCAGAGAGGAAGAAGGGGCGAACUUAAGGGAGGUGGAGACGACGACAGGGAAAGCAGCAGACGUAGCAGGGACGGAGAUCGAAGGUGUAGGGGCGGAGAUUGAGGGUGUGGGGGCGGAGAUUGAGGGUGUGGGGGCAGAGAUUGAGGGUGUGGGGGCGGAGAUUGAGGGUGUAGGAUUGGGUUUGAAGGGAGAGCGUGCAAUGGUAGUGGCAGCAACAAGUGAUGCAGAGGGGGGGAGUGAGAAGGGUGAGAGUGAGACGGGUGUGACCGAGAGGGAGGAGAGUGAGUGGGAGGAGAGUGAGAGGGGGGAGAGCGACAGUGGCAUGAGUGGCGAGGUUGAGCAGGACAGCUGGCUGGGUGAGGGGACGGCAAUCGGGACAAUGCAGGUCCAGAAGUUGAAGGAUGGAGGGGAAAGAACGGCAGAGGAUGAAUACGAGGAGGAGGGGAGCAGUAAGGAGGAGGAGGGGAGCGAUGAGGAGGAGGAAAGUGAUAUUUAUGUGAGAGGGGACGAUCUGAGGGGUGAUGACCUGAGGGACGAUGACCUGAGGGGUUCCAGUGGCAGUCUAGGGGAUGCCAUGCCUGGUGUUCGUGCUGCAGCUACUCCCAUGCCCGGCGUUCGCGCCACAGCAACGCCCAUGCCUGGCGUGCACGACAUGCCUGAUGUGCGUGCCACAGCUACACUCAUGCCCGGUGUGCGCGCUACAGUCACACCCAUGCCCGGCAUGGCUGGGGAGAACAGCAGGCAGCAGCAGCAGCAGCACCACGGGAGAGCUGCUGUCAGCAGGGGCCACUCGCGUGGAGCGACUGAGGGGGCUGCGUUUUACACCCCCGUUGAAGGGGCAACUGCGUUUUACGGCCCACCAACUGAGCAUGCGGCCUUCUUCGCCCCCCCUACUGACGGGGCUGCGUUUUACGCCCAAGCUGUAGGGCGCUCCCAGUCCCACAGGCACGCUGCAAGCCCCUCCCACUCGUAUUACAGGCAGGCUGUAAGUCACGGUCGCAGCCUGAGCCACGGCCCUGGGGGGUGGGCUGUCACUGACCCUCACUUUGCUGCUGCUGAUCAAGCUGGGACGGAGAGCGGUUUGGAGGUGUGGCGUGCGGUCAUGCAGGGGUAUGGGGAAGGGGGUGUGGGCGCAGUGGGGAUGGGGUAUGGGGAGCAGGGUACACGGACAGGGAUGCAGUAUGGGGAGGGGGGUGGGGGAGCAGCGGGAAUGGGGUAUGGGGAGGGGGAUAAUGUGGGGGAAGCAGGGAUUGAGUAUGGGCUGGGAGGCAGUGAACAAUCAGGAGCAGUGAUAGCCUGUGGGCCGUGGCAGGAAGGGGGAGAGGGGGUUGUGGGGGGGAGUCAGAGGCUGGUGGUGGCGAGUGGGAGUGAGAGGGACGGCGAUAGGAGCAGUGUGGGAGACAGGAGCAGUGUGGGGGAUGGGAGCAGUGUGAGUGUGGGGGAUAGCCUGGUGUCGCUUCUGAGAAUUCUGAAAAACGAGGGGGAGGGCGAUGGGAGCAGUGUGGCGGAUAGUCUAGCAAGCAGCAUGGAUGGUGGUGGUGGUGGGGGCAUGCCGGGUAUGGCCGAUGGGAGGUCUGGUAUGGGUGAUGGGAGAAUGAGUGUGGGUGAUGGGAGAAUGAGCGUGGGUGAUGGGAGAAUGAUUGUGGGUGAUGGGAGAAUGAGUGUGGGUGAUGGGCGUUCAGGGAUAGCCGAUGCGAGGUUUGCGCAUGCUCUCAUGGAGCAGGGAGCAGAGCGAGCAGCAGAGUGGACAGUGGGGUAUGCAGCAGAACAAGCAUCAGAGCAGGCAGCAAAGCAGGCAGCAGAGCAUGGCUAG
Molecule: messenger RNA, 7725 nt
Organism: Closterium sp. NIES-65
Lineage: Eukaryota; Viridiplantae; Streptophyta; Zygnematophyceae; Desmidiales; Closteriaceae
Source: the annotation of a GenBank genome assembly